AGAAACUUGGGAAGACGUUGAAAGCAGAACGGAAUUCACCCCACCAAGCAACCUCUUCAUCUCCCUUUCUCUAUUUCUUCCUCAGAUACGCAGAGAGAGAUAGAGAGAUUACUUUAAGGGUUUGUUAGCCUAGACGUUGCAUCAAUCGCUGGUAGACAGACCUCUCUUUCCAAACCUUCCCUAGCCCUUUCCCUCUCUAACGGAAAUAAACCCUCCUUAUAUUCUCCUUUCUCUGCCUGUUUUCUCAUCUUCUUCUUGCUUUGCCCUCCACAAGCUCUUUUACUCUCUACCCACUCCAACCCAUAUCACUUGUUCUUUAAUUUAUUUGGAUUCUUGAACUAACUAGCUUGCUAGGGUUUUUCCUCUAUUGUUGUUUUAUUUGGAUAUAUAUUCUUUGGUCUUCCUUGUAUUGUAAAAAUCAUCAGAUGUGUACCAGAGGUCAUUGGAGGCCGGCUGAAGAUGAGAAGCUUAGGAAGUUGGUCGAACACUAUGGUCCUCAUAACUGGAACGCCAUAGCUGAAAAGCUUCAAGGAAGAUCAGGGAAGAGCUGUAGGUUGAGAUGGUUUAAUCAGCUGGAUCCAAGAAUCAAUAGAAGCCCUUUUACAGAAGAGGAAGAAGAAAGGCUUCUCGCAUCUCAUAGGAUUCAUGGGAAUAGAUGGGCUGUUAUUGCAAGGCUUUUCCCUGGUCGAACAGAUAAUGCUGUGAAGAACCAUUGGCAUGUUAUUAUGGCAAGAAAAUGCAGGGAAAGAUCCAGGCUUCAAUCUAAAAUAGCUGCUCAAACUUUAGUUAACGACCAAAACCAUUGCUCUUCCUCCAAACAAGAUCGUGUGUUGUUCAAUUCCCAAACUACCAAUCUUGCCUCAUUUGUCGGUAAAUACUGCAGUAGAUACUAUAAUCAGCAUACUUUUCCUCGCAACUAUCUUCGAUCCUUUUGCCAAAGCAAUGAGAAUCCCAGUCACCUUGAAGGUAAAAAACAGGCUUUUGAGUUUUAUGAUUUUCUCCAAGUGAAAACAGACUCUAGUAGAAGUGAAGUGAUAGACAUUGCAAGAAGGGAUGAUGAGGAGGUAAAUCAAGAGGCCAUGGAACAGCAGAUAAAGGCUGGUUUGCAAUUCAUUGAUUUUUUAUCAGUUGGGAACUCAUCUUAGUACAAGUGUCUGAUGAUGAUGAAGAUGAUGAAUUGACUUUGGAUAUAUACACUUUAAGAGCAUAUAUAACUGAUUAGAACUCUACCUAGCUAGAUAUGUACCACAACUGCGUUGACAUUACAUAUAUGUAUGUGUACUUAGAAAACUAUAUAUAUAUAUAUAUAUAUAUAUAUAUAUGUAUAUAUAACAUGUACGUAUGAUAUUAGUAGAGAAGCAUGCAGAACUUGCAUGCAGAUAUAUAGAAAGCAAAAGCUUUAUGCAUGUGCAAUUAAGAUGUUAAUGUAAAACCCUUAUAUG
Molecule: messenger RNA, 1442 nt
Organism: Hevea brasiliensis (rubber tree)
Lineage: Eukaryota; Viridiplantae; Streptophyta; Magnoliopsida; Malpighiales; Euphorbiaceae
Product: transcription factor MYB52
Exons: 3
Coding region: 426-1145 (239 amino acids)
Biological process (GO): regulation of DNA-templated transcription
Cellular component (GO): nucleus
Molecular function (GO): RNA polymerase II cis-regulatory region sequence-specific DNA binding; DNA-binding transcription factor activity, RNA polymerase II-specific
Source: RefSeq, a predicted model, not a curated record